This is a messenger RNA of Chenopodium quinoa (quinoa), 2065 nucleotides long. RefSeq names its product probable mitochondrial adenine nucleotide transporter BTL3. The coding region runs from base 230 to 1474 and encodes 414 amino acids. Lineage: Eukaryota; Viridiplantae; Streptophyta; Magnoliopsida; Caryophyllales; Amaranthaceae. Gene Ontology annotation, biological process: transmembrane transport. The record is from RefSeq and is a predicted model, not a curated record. The transcript has 4 exons.
CCCCUCGAUUAAACUCUUCAACCGAACCCAACUCAGUGACCCGUAUUAACACGUCAAAGCGAGUAAGCAAAACCCCACACGGCCACACCACUCCGUUUGCAAUCCCCCUCAUUCGUCUUCCUCUAGCUACCCCCACUUUCAAAAUCUGAAAAUCUGCAAAUUUCAGGUUUUCAUUUCCCUUCUUUCUCUCUCCAAAAAUCCUUCAAUUUGACCUCCACAAUCUCAUUCAAUGCCCACCUCCGAUGCCAUAGUUCUACUAGAACACUACCCUUCUCACUCCUCACCUUAUCUCUUCGCCGGCGGUCUCUUCCUCGACCCCACUAUCCCACCUUCUUUCCUCAAUUGCAUUUCACCCCCUUCUUCAAUCAACAAUAGCAUUUCAAAAUCAUGCUCUCGAAAUUCUGGGGUUUCAAUUAAAGGGAAAAGGGUAGUUUCUUUUUCUUUUAAAGGGGUUUUUUCAUCAAUUAGUUUGAAGGAUUGUAGUAGUGGUUUUGCUAAUGGAGGUGAAGGGGAUUUGGGUAUUAAGAAUGUGGUGUUGGAGAAGGAAAAGGUUGUGUCUUCGGGUCGCGGUGCCGCCGCUAUGAACUCUAGUAAGCAUUUCUGGGCUGGUGCUGUUGCUGCCAUGGUUGCCAGAACUGUUGUUGCCCCACUUGAGAGACUGAAGCUAGAAUAUAUAGUUCGUGGUGAGCAGAAAAACAUCUCAGAGCUCGUUAAGACAAUUGCUGCCACUCAGGGCUUGAGGGGCUUUUGGAAAGGAAACUUGCUUAAUAUUCUACGGACAGCUCCAUUUAAAGCAAUCAAUUUUUGUGCUUAUGAUACAUAUAGAAAGCAACUACGCAAAUUACAUCUCACGGAUAAAACAGCAAAUUCUGAAAGGUUCAUUGCCGGAGCUGCUGCUGGAAUUACUGCCUCUGUUCUCUGCUUACCUUUAGACACAAUUCGGACCAGAAUAGUUGCACAUGGUGGGGAAAAUUUGGGUGGUAUUGUUGGUGCUUUCCGCUAUAUGAUCCAAACAGAAGGAUAUUUUUCCCUUUACAAGGGCUUUCUUCCAUCAAUUCUUAGCAUCGCACCUUCCAGUGCAGUUUUUUAUGGGGUGUAUGAUAUACUCAAAACAUCCUAUCUGAAUUCACCUGAAGGAAAGGAAAGGAUACAGAAAACAAAGUCACAGGGCCAAGAUAUAACAGCAUUGGGUCAACUGGAAUUGGGACCCCUAAGAACCUUAUUGUAUGGUGCUAUUUCUGGUGCUUGUGCCGAAACUGCUACUUAUCCGCUUGAAGUCAUCAGGAGACAGCUUCAGUUGCAAGCUCAUGGAGCAAGAUUGAGUACUCCAGCAACUUUUAUGAAGAUAGUUGAACAAGGAGGGAUUCCAGCUCUCUAUGCUGGACUGCUUCCCAGCGUACUUCAGGUACUCCCAUCAGCAGCAAUAAGUUAUUUUGUGUAUGAGUGUAUGAAGAUAGUCCUCAAAGCAGAAUGAAAUAGCGUAACAGCUUAAUUGAAGCCAGUUGGUGCUACAGCCAUGAGCGAGCAUGUCAUAUAUUGAGAUUGGCAAAGCCACUCCAUUUUGACAGCUUCCGGAAACUUUUUCUACAAAUUUGGUCAGCUGGUGUCCUGUCAACUUUCUGGGGAAGUAUAUUUGGUUGUUCCAUACUAUUGGGAAUCUAAUAAUCCUUUCCUGUCAAUCCAUGUGCGUUUUGUCAGUUUGCAGUAGCCGGCAUGAUCAUGAUUCUCACAAACGCCCUGGCUUAACUGCUGAUCGGGGGACAGGGGGCAUAUCUGGUGAAGCCACAGGGGUGUAGCAAGACACCUAGAUUGCCUUCAGAACCUUAGAAGAGGCUUUUUAGUACAUUCUUGACCUAUUAUUGGUAAAAUACACUUCGUUGUUUACAUUGUUGUACUUAUUAGUUAUUACUAUUCCUUUUAGCCCAAGGAAACUUAGGCCUAAUUCAUUAUGGUAAAUGGCAAUCAGCAAGGGAGCCUUUCAUUUUUUAUCUUAACAGAGUUAUUAGCGAUUUGUCUGAAUUGUGUCUAUGUUGACAAGUUGACAAUGAGAUGUAGAUCUUGAAAC